AUGACAACUCUUCCCCAAGGAUAUGAUGAGGCAGCAUUUACUAGAGCACUGCUCGCGUUACAAGGGGCACCUCCCCCUCCCGCACCACUGCCCCAAGUUGCGCAGACACCUCAAAUGCCGCUGAAUAUGCAGGCGCAGCAGAUCCCGAACCCAGCGCAAGCACUGCUUGCUGCACUUCCAUGGUUACAGUACCUGCAAAUGCAGAAUCAGUAUGGUCAGCUCCCGCAGCAAAUGCAUCAGGGGCUAUACAUGCCACAGCCGUUGUCAUCCCUCGGAAGCGGCCAAGUCCCUCAAUAUUCUAGUAACGAGCUCGAUGUCGGCAGGACAUCCUCAGCGUCGCCAACAGAGACUGCACUUCGUUCUGAAAUGGAUAAUACAGAUGUCGAACCCAUUGUCAUUGCGGAAGACAAAAGAAGACGAAAUACUGCAGCGUCAGCGCGGUUCCGAAUCAAAAAGAAACAGUGGACACUGAACCUUGAACGCACGAUAUCCGACCUUUCAAGUCGAGUGCAGGAGCUUGAGGCAGAAGCAGCGGAGCUUCGGAGAGAGAAUGGGUGGUUGAAGGAGAUCGUCAUGCUCAAGAGUAAGCGAGCAACUGGCGUUGUAUCCGACUCAGGAGAGAUUGGGCCUUUUGCCCCACGCCAAACCAGUAUAACAGAUCGAGACAGAGAAGUAGGCAACGAUAGCAGUUCAGCGGAAGGGGGAUUCACGGCAGAAGAGAAAGGAAAGGAGAGACAAUCCUGA
This is a messenger RNA of Fibroporia radiculosa, 744 nucleotides long. RefSeq lists its product as uncharacterized. The record is from RefSeq and is a predicted model, not a curated record. Gene Ontology annotation, biological process: regulation of transcription by RNA polymerase II. Gene Ontology annotation, molecular function: DNA-binding transcription activator activity, RNA polymerase II-specific; RNA polymerase II transcription regulatory region sequence-specific DNA binding. Lineage: Eukaryota; Fungi; Basidiomycota; Agaricomycetes; Polyporales; Fibroporiaceae. Bases 1 to 744 code for a protein of 247 amino acids. Gene Ontology annotation, cellular component: nucleus. The transcript is spliced from 2 exons.